GUUUGGAGAACCACCCGGGGCUCCCGGCUCGUAUUCUUAUCUCGUCGAGUGCUUCAGUGCUUGGUGGGAUUGGACAAAUCGAACAUUUUCCGAUGCUCUGGCAGUAGUUGCUCCGGCAGUUUCGAGAGUGUUUCGCUGACCGGACCGGACUGGAACAGAAGCCAUGGCAUCGCAACUGGACGAUUCACCCGUGUAUGCCAACUAUGAGGAUAUGCGCAACUCCGGCCCGACCAGCUCCACGGAUUAUAUGGUCCAAAUGGGUCCCACUGGAGAUACUGUUCGAGUGCCGGUUGUUCAAAUACCGCCAAAACAAACGCAACAAUAUCGGGGGUUUAAGACCUCGGAAAACGAACCCCGAGGAUGCAUGGAGUGGAUGGUUACCAUCCUAUCCGUCCUUGUCUUCAUCAUCACCUCGCCCAUUUCCAUCUUUGUCUGCUUCAAGGUGGUGGCCGAGUACGAGCGUGCCAUCAUCUUCCGGCUGGGCAGACUGUCCGGCGGAGCCCGUGGACCGGGUAUGUUCUUCAUCCUGCCGUGCAUCGAUGAGUACCGCAAGGUGGACCUGCGAACGGUCACCUUCAAUGUGCCGCAGCAGGAGAUGUUGACCAAGGAUUCGGUGACAGUGACUGUGGAUGCCGUGGUCUACUAUCGUAUCAACGAUCCCCUCUACGCCGUUGUCCAGGUGGAGGAUUAUAGCACCUCUACGCGCCUACUGGCUGCCACCACACUGCGCAACAUCGUGGGAACUCGGAAUCUCUCCGAGCUGUUGACCGAGCGCGAAAUUCUUGCCCACCUCAUGCAGUCCACCCUGGACGAGGCCACCGAGCCCUGGGGCGUUAUGGUGGAACGUGUGGAGAUCAAGGACGUCUCUCUGCCCGUUUCCAUGCAGCGAGCCAUGGCCGCCGAAGCGGAGGCUGCACGGGAUGCUCGCGCCAAGGUGAUAGCCGCCGAGGGUGAAAAGAAAGCCGCCACUGCCCUAAAGGAGGCCUCCGAUGUGAUCUCGGCCAGUCCUUCGGCUCUGCAGCUCCGUUACCUGCAAACCCUGAGCAGCAUCUCGGCGGAAAAGAACUCCACCAUUAUCUUCCCGCUGCCUAUGGAACUGCUAACUCCGUAUUUGGCCAAAUACGCUGCGCUGAUGCCACAGGGUCCUCCUCCUGCUCAGCCGCCGGAGAAGUACGAUGUCUCGUUCAUAAAUGCCCAGGCGGCGUGGCCCAAAACAAACCUAUAGGAUAUUCCACAAUGUAUUUCAAUGAUGGCGCUUUUAAAGCCCUUGCUGGGUAUUUUAUUGUCAGUUUUUAAAAUCUAUCAGUGUAUGAAUGUGCAAUGAAAUCGGACAACUAGAACUACUAAGGAACAAACCUUGCCAACAAGACAAACUGCAAGGAUACAUCUUUAAACUUCGUCCUAGACCGAAGUUACGAUUCCUUACAACCAUUUUUUUUUUUUAAUAAACAAACCUCUUGUUAUUUACAACAAA
Messenger RNA from Drosophila bipectinata, 1474 nucleotides. RefSeq names its product Mec2 (gene Mec2). Gene Ontology annotation, cellular component: plasma membrane. The record is from RefSeq and is a predicted model, not a curated record. Lineage: Eukaryota; Metazoa; Arthropoda; Insecta; Diptera; Drosophilidae.